This is a messenger RNA of Xiphophorus hellerii (green swordtail), 765 nucleotides long. It is a transcript of the gene epgn, whose product is annotated as epithelial mitogen homolog (mouse). The record is from RefSeq and is a predicted model, not a curated record. The coding region runs from base 93 to 587 and encodes 164 amino acids. The transcript is spliced from 5 exons. Gene Ontology annotation, biological process: epidermal growth factor receptor signaling pathway; positive regulation of mitotic nuclear division; positive regulation of cell population proliferation. Gene Ontology annotation, molecular function: growth factor activity; epidermal growth factor receptor binding. Lineage: Eukaryota; Metazoa; Chordata; Actinopteri; Cyprinodontiformes; Poeciliidae.
GACUGGAGCACAUUAUAUAGCCUGAACAGAGCAGAAGUCUAAGCAGUCAGAAGACGAUAAGCAGAAAAAACAUCUCACUGACAGAAGACAACAUGUCCACACAAAGACAGACAUUCCUAAGGAAGGUUCUCACCUUCACAGUGACAGUGCUGCUUCUGCUGGCCACAACAGGAAAGUCUGAGGUGUUGAGUGAUGGCACGCUGACCACUGUGUCGCCCUCUUUCUUAAAUUCGUCUCUGACCUUCCAGACAGUCAACAGCACCACGGACCAAAGUAAGGUCCAGCUUUCAGUCAGGCCAUGUGGAGAUGAAAAUGAAAAAUACUGUUUAAAUGAUGGCAAGUGCAUCUACCCCCAAGACAGCCGCCGACCUUCCUGCAUCUGCAUGCCUUCUCACAGCGGCCCACGCUGCGAGAUCUUCACCGAUUUGACUUACCGACCAUUAACUGUGGACAAGGUUAUUCCCAUCUUCUUUGGAUGUGUCAUGAUCUUCAUCAUUCUGGGUCUUGUAUUCUGCUGCAUUAUCAAAAGGAGAUGCAUAAAAUCAGCACCUCUGAUAAAAGCCGCUGAAUCAGAGACUUCGGUGUGACAUCAUGAACUCCUCUUCACGAUGUUUCUGCACGACUUGAACUGGAUUUUAUUUUAUUACUUAAAGCGAGGUUUUAAGUGUUUUUUAAACUUGAGAUAUACAUAUUUUAAAAUAACAAUGUGAAUGCUGAAUUUUGUUAUGAACAGUUCCAUGAUAGUUCUGGCCUUGAAAGAAAUGA